AUGGCCUAUUCUCUCUUUGGUCAACCUGGUCGCAGUGUCACCAACAUAACCGACUGCGGCUGCUACAUCUUCGUCGGUAACGACCUCAAAUAUCUACCCCAGGUCGAGGUCAAGGCCCAUACCACCAUUCUCGCUACCGCCUCUCGCACCAAUCUUACACAAACCUUCGUCAAUCCUACCAAUAGUACCAUUGAAGAACUUCGUUAUGUGUUCCCUCUAUAUGACGGAGUCUCCGUUGUCGCUUUUACCUGCACAGUUGGGUCAAAAACCAUCAAGGGCGUAGUCCAAGAACGCCAAAAGGCACAACAGGUCUACAACGAAGCCAAAGCAAAGGGCCAAAUAGCUGGCCUUUUCAAACAGUCCCUCGAAGCCGCUGACGUCUUUACCACAACUAUUGGGAAUGUUCCAGCUGGAGAAAAGGUUUACGUUGAUAUCACCUAUCUUGGCGAGCUCAAGCAUGAUGCCCAAGUUGAUGGUAUUCGUUUUACUAUUCCCACACAAGUUGUGCCCCGAUAUGGAACUGCUCAGUCGCUCGCUGGGUCCAACAUACCCCAGAAAGGCUUUUCAUUCACAAUCGAUGCCGAAAUGCCUGAUGGAUCUUCUAUCAAAUCCAUCCAGUCCCCUUCCCAUCCCCUGUCUGUUGAGAUCGGGACAACGUCUACCACAAAGUCACAAGAACCCUCCCUUCGACGGGCUUCGGCGACACUGCAACAAGGAGAAGUCCAUUUGAGACAGGACUUUGUUGUCCAGGUGGUUGCUACUAAAUUGGGAGAACCGUCAGCCAUACUAGAAACUCAUCCCGAAAUUCCUAAUCAGCGUGCGAUCAUGACAACAUUGGUACCCAAGUUCAAACUUCCUGCCGAAAAGCCCGAGAUCGUGUUCAUCUGCGAUCGGAGUGGGAGUAUGUCCGAUAAGAUCUCUAAUCUCAAAACCGCACUUGAGGUCUUUCUCAAGUCGAUGCCUGUUGGUGUCAAAUUCAACAUUUGUAGCUUUGGAAUUUCUUUCAGUUUUCUAUGGGAAAGAUCCCAAACAUACAACCAAGAGAAUUUGGACCAAGCAGUUCAGCAUGUGAGAACUUUCCAGGCCGACUACGGUGGCACCGAGAUGUAUGAUCCUUUCCAGGCUACUUUCAAGAAGCGAUAUAAGGAUAUGAAUCUUGAAAUCAUCCUUCUCACAGAUGGCGAGAUCUGGGAUCAUGAUCGGCUUUUUAAGCUCAUCAAUGACGAGGUCGCUGAGAGUAAGGGUACCACCAGAGUUUUCUCUCUAGGAAUUGGAGCUGGUGCCAGUACCUCUCUGAUUGAAGGUGUCGCUCGUGCAGGUAACGGGUUUGCUCAAACCGUUGCUGAUGAUGAGAAAAUGGACAAGAAGGUGGUUCGUAUGCUUAAAGGCGCUCUAUUUCCUCACAUUACCGACUAUUCACUUGAAGUUAAAUACGAGAAAACGGAAACUCCUGCCGAUGACGAUUUUGAGCUGGUCGAAAAAGUCAUGGAUAGCCUCCAAAUUGACACUGCUGAGGCUUCUGACACCAAACUGGAACAGGGCCAAACUGCAAAGAAGCCGAUUUCCUUAUUUAAUGCAUCUGUCGAUAGCGAUGGUGACAGCGACAUGGCUGAUACACCUACAGUCGAUAGCAAAUUCGACCAUCUUCCCCACGUACCCGUCCCACGUUAUCUGCAGACACCGGGCCAAAUCCCUCCUCUGUUCCCCUUCAAUCGCACCACUGUCUAUGUACUCCUCUCUGAUGCCACCCCCAACCAGCAACCAAAGUCGGUCAUUCUCAAGGGCACUUCCCAUCAUGGACCCCUUGAGCUAGAAAUUCCUAUCACCCAAUUUACCGAGAAGGACACCGUCAUCCACUGUCUUGCAGCUCGCAAAGAGGUCAAAGAGCUCGAAGAAGGCCGAGGCUGGCUUACCAACGUUAAGGACUCCGACAGCAAGUUCCUCAAGGAGAAGCACGAGGGCCGUUUCUCAGACCUAGUCGAGCGAGAAGCGGUACGUCUGGGUGUCAAGUUCCAGGUUGGCGGCAAGUGGUGCUCUUUCGUUGCUGUUGAGGACAAUGCACAGAAGAGAGACAUGGUACAGGCCGGAGAGGUUUCUGAAACGAAUGACAGAUACUCCGCAACGGAAAUUUCUGGGUUUCGCAAAGCUGGGUUCAAUAGUAUCAUGGAUAGACCGGAUACUUGCGGUGCACCCAGUACUGGUGCUGUUAGAAUGAUGUCGGUGACAGGCGCGAACCCGGGGUGGAAAGCUAAUAGCGCUCAAUUCGCCGCUCCCGGGGGGGCAUUCCACAAUACGGGCGGCGGUCUCUUUGGCUCAACCUCAAAGGGAGCCAAACCUAGUGGCGGUCUAUUUGGAUCUCCUGGUAACACUACUGUUCAAGGUUCAUUUGGCUCGGCCUCGAAACAGGCUCAACCCAGUGGCAGUCUAUUUGGGGCUGCUCCGGGAGGAUCGUCUCACAAUACUGGCAAUAUCGGUGGCGGUCUCUUUGGGUCAGCUUCGCAAGCGGCCAAGCCUAGUAGUGGUCUAUUUGGAGCUCCUCCACCUAGUAGCUCUGUUUUCGGCAGUGCCUCUCAGAGUCCGUCUGCAGGCCACACAGCUUUCGGGGGCUCACCUGCUUGUAAUAGUCAGCCUCCAAUCGUCAAAGCCGCGGCACUUGCACCACCUACCGCUCAAGUUGACGAGAAACUGCUUGCUGAGUACCGGGCCGAGAUGGAUGACGCUGCGGCUAUGCCAGUGAUGGAAGAAGACGAGGACUCAGAGGGAGAUGAAGAUAUGGGAUAUGCACUCUUUGAUGAUGAUCCUUGCGGUCCUCCUGCUCCUGUUGCUCCCACUCCAAUUCAUGAGAUGGGCCCCUUGCAAGCUCUUACAAGCUUGCAGACUUUUUCGGGCAGCUGGUCGUGGAGUGUGGAGCUUGAACGCGUCUUGGGCGUUGACUCGAAGCAAGUCGCCAAGCUUGAUCUUCCUUCCAGCGUCAGAGGCCAUGCGUUGGAGAGUGAGGUUCUUGCUACAGCUUGUGCGAUCUUGUUCUUCAAGCGUAAGCUGGCAGAUGAGAAGGAUACUUGGGAGAUGUUGGUGGAGAAGGCCGAGGGAUGGCUGGAGGAAAAUAUUGGGGAGGAUAGCAUGAAUGACCUUGAAGUUGUUCUUGAGAAGCUAUUCUGA
Fusarium coffeatum is the source of this 3159-nucleotide messenger RNA. RefSeq lists its product as uncharacterized. The coding region runs from base 1 to 3159 and encodes 1052 amino acids. Lineage: Eukaryota; Fungi; Ascomycota; Sordariomycetes; Hypocreales; Nectriaceae. The transcript has a single exon. The record is from RefSeq and is a predicted model, not a curated record.